This is a messenger RNA of Styela clava, 6112 nucleotides long. Lineage: Eukaryota; Metazoa; Chordata; Ascidiacea; Stolidobranchia; Styelidae. The record is from RefSeq and is a predicted model, not a curated record.
CAUCCCAAUUGUUGGGUUUGUAUGUAAUUUAAUAACCAUUUUUAAGCAGUUAAUAAUUGACUGGUAACUUUGACCAUGGCACAUCAUGGUUUUGGACGCGGUGGCAGAGGAUAUGGAUUCUUGGCUUCACAAAAAGAAGAGGGAAAACCUGGCAUCCCAGAAGAGGAGAAAAAAACAGUUGCAACUGAUUUUCGAAGUCUAUUACUCGGACGUGGCAGGGGAGCACAAUUUGCAAGAGGGGCGUCCUUGUUUUCAGGAAUCGAAAAACCACCUUUCAUGGGAAGAGGUGCGGGCGCAUCUAUGGGCUUAGCCAAAAGUGUUGAGACUGGACAAGUUGGGAUACCAACUCGGGAUCCAAAUGAUAAUAUUUUACAACCGAGAGUAGAGGAGGCACAAUCUGUUCGGCCAAAGAUUAAAGAUUUGCAAGUACCUGAAUUGUCUGGACCCAAACCAAUUUCUUUGUCAUCUCUGACCAAAGAUGUGAAAGAUAUGGAUAUAAGUGAAACGACAAAACCACAAAUUAUAGGUCAAAAAUCUAUUGAGGAUAAUAAAACCAGUCUUAUAAAAGCGGGAAUAUCUGGAACUACCACACAAGUUAAAUCACCUACAAAAGUGGAAGAAUUCCAUCAAUUACUUGGGUCUAAAACAGGUGGAUUGCUGGGUAAACCAGGGUUAACAUUUGGGAGAGGAUCAGCUUUAAUGCUAGGGAGAGGGACAAUGCUCCAACCUACAAAGCCUAUUUUACCGACCGCCAUAAAACCUCAAUCUUUGGACACUUCAUAUGAAACAAUACAACCCGUUUCUGCUCCGAGCCAAGUUGUUAUUGAUUCUGCAGAUAAAAGAGGAGCAGUGCUCUCAGUGGGAAAUGAGAAGUCUAUGGAAAUGUUGAAACAAGCACAGGCAUUCCCAACAUCAGGCAGAGGAGUCACUUUGCGACCUAGAGGCUCAGAACUUCCAGGUACAUCUGCAAAAACUGCACAAGAAGGGCACCCUACCUCGCUAUCGGAAUUUCAUCAAAGAAAACCAAUGCCAGAAACGAUGGCUUCGAAACCGUUACCAAGUGUUUCCCAGUCACCAGAAGACCUCAUGGUGGUGAAACGUGAUGUCAUUGAAUAUUCUGGUUCCCAAGGAAUGAAAGUUCCUAUUGGUAUCAAUUGCGUUCGACUAAAAUGCAGAAACGAAGCAGUUUACCAAUAUCAUGUUUCUUUCAAUCCUAAUAUUGACAACAGAAACAUGAGAUAUAGCCUUCUUAACCAGCAUCGUGAAUUAAUUGGCAAUACUCGCGCUUUUGAUGGAUCUAUUUUAUAUCUUCCUAUCCAAUUACCCAAAUCAGAAAUGAUUGUGGAAUCUGAAAGAAUCACAGAUGGAGAGAAAAUUCAACUUAAAAUAGCAAUUACAAGAGCGGUGCAUCCUGCUUCUCAUCUUUUGAUUCCAUUUUACAAUGUUGUUCUCCAUCGAUGUAUGAAGAUUCUACAAAUGUGUCCCGUAGGACGAAAUUAUUACGAUCCAAGCAAUGCACAACCAGUGCCAAAAUACAAACUCCAUUUAUGGCCUGGGUAUGUGACUGCGAUUCGUGAAAUGGAAGGUGGUUUGCUGAUGAAUAUCGACACUUCUCAUAAAGUUCUACGAAAUGAAACAGUUCUUACAGUUAUGCAGGAUAUAUAUCAAAACAAUAGAGGAGAUUUCCACGGUCAGUGCAUCAAAGAACUUGUUGGAUCAACCAUUUUAACAAGAUAUAACAAUAAUAAUUACAGAGUUGAUGAUAUAGAUUGGAGUAUGAAUCCUAUGAGCACUUUUACGACUUCAAAAGGUGAAACCAUUUCUUUUUACGAUUACUACAAGGCACAAUACAGGAUCGAAAUACAGGAUAAAAACCAACCAAUGUUGAUUAAUCGACCCAAAAAAGCAACACAGCGUAGCAAGCGAGUUGAGGCUGGAGAAGACAGAGUGAUAUCAUUGGUACCGGAAUUGUGCUUUUUGACAGGUUUAAGUGAUAAACUUGCUGGUGACUUCACAGCAAUGAAAGAGAUUGGGAAUUUCACCAGACUUGGACCAAAUGAGAGAAAUUCACAGAUUGAAAAUUUUUUACAAAGGUUGAAUGGAUCGCCAGAAGCCAGACAAGAACUUCUUAAAUGGGGAUUGGAGCUUGAAAAUCGUAUUGUGUCAGUGGAAGGACGGACACUUCCUCCAGAAAAAGUUCUUGUUGGGAAUAAUCAUGUUUUUCAAUGUAAUGAAGAUGUAGAUUUUUUCAGGGAUAUCUCUCGGGUACCUGUGCUUAGAUCCGUUCCAAUAAAACAUUGGAUUAUUGUAUUCACUGCAAGAGAUGCCACAAAAUCUAAAGAUUUUGUAAGAAAAUUUGAAGAAGUUUCAAGAAAAAUUGGAAUGCAGAUUCAACCUCCGAGGUACAUUGAGCUUAGAGAUGAUCGAAGCGACGCUUUCAAGCAUGCGAUAUCGGGUGCAGUGAAUCCCAGUCUGCAACUUGUGGUCUGCAUUUUUCCGACAUCUAGAGAUGAUCGCUACAGCGCUGUUAAACGUCUAUGUUGUGUGGAAAUGCCUGUGCCUUCACAAGUAAUUCUAUCCAAAACACUCCCCCGGGAUCCAUCAAUGGGAAAAUUUCGUUCAGUUACCAUGAAAAUAGCUUUGCAAAUCAACUGCAAGUUAGGUGGUGAACUUUGGGCACUGUCUAUACCACUAGAGGGACUCAUGAUUUGUGGAAUUGACGUUUUUCAUGAAGGAAGAGAGGGAAAAGGAAAAUCAGUUGCUGCUUUGGUAGCAAGCAUGAAUAAAUUGAUGACGAGAUGGUUCUCUCGAGCUGUGAUUCAACUUCCACAACAAGAAAUUAUUGACAGUUUGAAAGCUAGUUUCUGCGACACUUUGACAAAAUACUAUGAGCUGAAUCACAAGUUACCAGAACGAAUCGUGAUUUACAGAGACGGUGUUGGAGACGGAAGGCUUGGAAUGGUGGCAGAACAUGAGGUAAAACAACUUCAAGACUCUUUGAGAAUGUUUGACAAAAUGGCAGGUGGAGAGUAUAUUCCUAAACUCACUAUUAUCGUAGUUUCGAAACGGAUCAACAUACGCUACUUCAAACAAACAGGAAAAAAUUUGAUCAAUCCGCCUCCUGGUACAGUCAUUGAUCACACAGCUACUCGACCAAACUGGCCAGAUUUCUACCUUGUAUCACAACAUGUGCGACAAGGCACAGUGUCUCCUACUCAUUAUAUCGCGAUACACGGCCACACAUUUUUGAAGGCAGAUCACUUACAGAGGUUGACGUACAAGCUUACACACAUGUAUUACAACUGGCCCGGGACAGUGAGAGUACCAGCACCUUGCCAAUAUGCUCAUAAAUUAGCAUAUCUCGUUGGAGAAAACAUUCGGAAGGAACCAGCGCUAGAUUUAUGUGACCGAUUAUUUUAUCUGUGAACAAGAUACUCUUUGCAUCAUUAAUAGAAGAGAUAUCAGUUUCGGGAAAAACUUCAUACUGAUCAUUUGUAUGCUAAAUUAACGUUACAUUCCAUUCAAAUUCUCUUAAUAAAGAAAGAAGCCAAAUACAUGAGUUUAACCUGAUGGCACUACAUGUCAUGAACCAUACUUAAUUUUUACAAUUUCUCUAUGUAUUUUAAAAGUUCUUGGCUUAUUUUGGAUUAUAAAGUACACAUGAUUCCCCUGUAUAGUAUUUACUUUUAAGUGUGCUGUUUUCAAGUAGUUUGCUAUUAGCGAGUAUAAUUUUUGUCAUUUUCCACUUCUGUAAAGUGAUUUUUUUUUCUAUCAUCACCCAUCCCAGCCCAAAUUUCUGAUUUUUCGCAAUCUUAUGCCUCAGAAGAUGAAAUUUGUAUCAAACAAUGCUUGUUCAAGACCAUAUUGGCCUAAAGUCCAUGCUUCCGAAAACAAAUAACUGGCUAACUAAUCCCAUGCCCGACAUGGACUGGUAACUGGACGGUCGAGAGGUCGUGGUUUUGCAUAUGAAUAAUCUGUCAUACCAUCUUUCCUUUUACCCAAGGAUAAAUAUGUAAAUUAUAAAACACAAAUGUGCUUUAUGCACACUUUCUAGAUAGUUUUUUUUAUGAAGUAGGUAGAAAUGAGAGCAUAUUUUGUUUGAUAAAUAGUGCUCAAAUUUUGAAGUUGCUGUAGUCAAUAUUUUUGGUGCCUUUACUUUAACACUUUUAUUGUAAAUAACUGGAAUUUCUUUGUUGUUUUGAUCAGCAUUUUAUUUACUUUUAUGUUGCAGUAUUGUAGGUAGGUAGGUUCUUUAAUAGCAAAACUGUUAAUAUCUGAUCUUGAGUUGAAAUACUGGUAAUACUUUUUUGUUUUGCGCAUUCCACCUAAGUUUCACAUUAACAUUUCUUUCGUUUUUUUUCAAUUUCUUUCCAUUAUUAUGUUUUUCACUAUUUUAACCAUUCCCACUAGGGAAGAUUUUGAAAGCUGGUUUUCAAGUAACAUGAAGGAAGCUCGUGAUUUAGAAUUUAUAAAACAUAUCAUUUAAAAAAAAUUGGGGUCGUCCCGAGGGAGAAUUUACUAGCCUGUAAAUUAUACCAGUCGAGUCAAGUUUAUUUUUUCCAACCAGUAAAAAGGAAAAAAUGAUAUUUACAUUUUACUGGGAAAGGGAAGCCGCAGGGACCAAAACUGGUUAUCGAGCAGUCACACUCAAGUAUUGAGUUCUUGUUUUACAAGUUUUUCACAAACUUGUACCAGACAAGACAUUUUAAAUCGGGGUUGCAACUUUUCUUUACAGUGAGCCAAAUUAUGAUGACGCUGAGGGUUUAAAUUUGAAUAUGAUAUAGUUCUAACAUCUAACUUUUAAGUUUUUUUCAUGACAAGGGUGUGUAGGCAAAGGUGCACUGGACUAUAGAGAGAUUUUUCUCCGCGAACAAAGUCAACAUUAACUUAAAUUUCAAAAAGGAGUAAAAUAGUAUAAUAUUAAUUGGUUGAUCAUUGUUUUCUGGGGGCCAGUGCAAGACCAGUAAACGUCAUAGAGGCUUGUGAUUUAUUAAUUUUUGCCCCAUUUGUACUCCUAGCCGACACUUGUUCAGGUCUGAUGUGUGACCUAAAGAGGCUGUCCUCUGAUAAUGUUUUUUGAUACUGGAAAUUGUCCCACAACUAGCCAAAGGUGAAUAAAUAUAUAAUAUUUCAAGUUACAUACUGUCAUAUGGAAUAGUAACAGAUCACUUCUUGUUCUAUCAGUUCAUGGAGUGAAUGUCCUUACCGUAUAGUAUUAUAGUAAACUUCUGUAACUUGUAUGUGUGUACAUAUGUUUAUUUGUCUCAUAAUAUCAUAAAUGGAAUUAAUGUUAGUAAUUGGCAUAUUAGGACAGUGAAAUAAUGUGUAUGAUAUACAGGGUGUUGAAAAGUAACGCAAAAUUAACAGAAGUUAGGAUAAAAUGCUACUUAACACAUUUGACGACUGACACCUUUCUUUCAACAGUAUUGAAUUACGGCGAAAUGCCAUUUGACCAUUUCACGACUGACGCUUUUUAACAGUUACCUUUUAACGUUGCCAUGACGAAAAAUUUUACUUUAAUUUUGCAAAACUUUUUUAACACCCUGUAUUCAUGAAAAGUUCACUGUUCUGUGAAACUGGUUAGUUUAUGUCUCAUGGCUCUUAAACCUUGAUACUAGUUUUUGUUACUUACACAAAUUUCUAUUUUGUGUGUUGUAUUUAAAAGUAACUUAUCUAUAGGUAUAAGUUUAUUUCGUCUCCAUAGUCAGCAUAAAAGAUAAAAUAAUUAAACUAAUAAAAAUAAAAUAAAUAAAACUGAUUAUAGAAUCAGGAGAGCAGACAAAACUCUGAAUAAUUAUCCAGUGUCUGACAUGCUAUGUAGAAAAUACAUUUGUGUGAAUUACUGGACUUGAUUCCCAGAAUAGUUAAGCGUUUUAUUUUGAAUUACUGCAAUUUUGUGAUAUACUGGUACAAAUAAUGGUAUACUAGUCAGUACUACCCUUGGUUGUGGGUCACUACUAAUUUUUGUACCAUUGGGAGUAUUUUUAAUUCAUUGGGCUUGUUAAUGACAACUACGGCAUAAGAAAGAUAUGUUAGAUUGGUGAGAUUUCCUAAGCUUGAAUAUCUAGAAUGGGAAUGCAUAAAGCUUUGGAAAAAAAUAAACUUGACUAUG